GAAUUUCUUUCAAAAUUUUUCGCAACAUGGACGAGUCGGAACUGCUCUUCAAUUUGUUCUACUUCCUGCUGUGUAUGUGCGUCAUCUAUCCACCCGAGGAAUUCCAACGUUUGGGCUUCACCAUCGAGCAGCUGUUCUCGCGGUUUCUGGGCGAAGAAUAUCUCGAUUUUGUCGGCUAUCACAUACGCCGAACUUCUCUGAAUCUCUUCGUUCACAGCUGCCUGCCCGUCACAUAUUUCCUCAUCCAUCGCCUCAAGUUCUCAGUGUUUGCCACACAACAACCACUUGAAUACAAUGAACUUGAUCCCGAUUUUCCAAUGCCACAGGAAGCUGUGGCCUUCAAGACGCUCACUUGGAAAAUGGCGCAACGCUUCAGUGUUCUGGCUGUGCUCGCUGUGCCCGCUUUAAUCUUCAAUUGGCAUCAACACAAUUGGCGGCGUCAUCCUAUUAAUAAAACCUUGGCAAAAUACUCAAAUACUCCUGAUAGUUAUAGCGCGGUGUCCAGCGAUAUUGGCACCGAAUUCCGUCGACAGGAUGUUUAUAAGCGGAAACUGAACUCCAUUAGCACUGUGAUUGCCACUGAAAACUGGAUCAUCAAGACGACCAUGUACAAUGUGAAUUUCGCUCAUCAGAGCAACACAACGCUCAGCGUGGCCAAGGCGGAAACAUACAACAUUUCGCAGCACGACCAGAACGAUACGUUGCAAAUGAUAAGCAUCAUUGUUCGUCCAAUGCGUCAGGGGGUCUCUGAUUUUCACAUUCGCAUCAAUGCCCUCGAGUUUCGUAGUCUGGAGGAUCGUGUGCGUCGCCCGAUUGCCAUACCCUCAAAUAUACAAUUCCAUCGCAGCGUUAUCGAUCGUUUUGUGGAUGUGUUCCGAGCACAAGUGGCGCUCAAUCCCAUCUUCAACUCGGAACCCAUUACGGACAAAUGUUUCGCCUGCAUGCUGGCCGAGCCGAAUAUCAAAAUCAACAAGCAAUGUGCCGAUUUGAAUCGGGCCGGAGCACCGCUAACCGAUGAGGCUUGCUGCUCCAAUUGCUAUUGUCGUCCCAUGUGGUGUGUGGAGUGUUUGGCUCGUUGGUUUGCGGCACGACAAAGCGAUGUGGAUCGUGAAGUUUGGCUGGAACAGAAAUGCACCUGUCCGAUGUGUCGUGCCAAAUUCUGUGUGCUCGAUGUUAGCUAUAUAAGGCCAUCGAUGGCAACCAAUGCUAAUAACGCUGAGGCCUCAUGAUUUGGCAGCAGCAAGAGCAAGAAACUCAAAAGAAACAACACACAGUUGAUGAA
Molecule: messenger RNA, 1282 nt
Organism: Drosophila nasuta
Lineage: Eukaryota; Metazoa; Arthropoda; Insecta; Diptera; Drosophilidae
Product: E3 ubiquitin-protein ligase TM129
Exons: 2
Coding region: 27-1229 (400 amino acids)
Biological process (GO): protein ubiquitination
Cellular component (GO): endoplasmic reticulum; membrane
Molecular function (GO): ubiquitin protein ligase activity
Source: RefSeq, a predicted model, not a curated record